UUGGAUAACUUCCACCAUCGGAAACAUUUCAUCAUGAAAUUUGCCAUAAUUCUCGUGUCAACAUUCCUACUUGCCAAUGCUCAAAAACAGAUCGUGAUACCGCUCAAAAUCGACGCCAACAAGGAUGGAACGGUUACGUAUGGAGCUGGGUCGGCUUCGAUAGUGGCGUCAAAAGAUUUUAUCAGCAGCUUUUUGCGGCUGGUGGAUCUGAUUCAGCUGACGAGCAAGAUGAUGCCGCCGGGAACCAGUCAGAUGGUACCGAUUCCUCUCACGAUAAACGACGACGGUUCCUACAAGAUCGAGAUAUCCGGCAUCCCGUUUACGAUCGAUCCGAACUUCCUCGGUGGCUUGGGAAAGAAAUUUUUCCAUGAGUUGUCGCCAUUGCUGGGGGUAAAAAAAGUUGGUGGCAAGAAAAAGAAGACGAAAAAAGAGUUGUAAUUUCCUUGAACUAAAAUUAUAAUUGUUUUUUUUUUUUCUUUUCAAUUUGCCUAAAAUAUGU
Molecule: messenger RNA, 499 nt
Organism: Uranotaenia lowii
Lineage: Eukaryota; Metazoa; Arthropoda; Insecta; Diptera; Culicidae
Exons: 2
Coding region: 34-438 (134 amino acids)
Source: RefSeq, a predicted model, not a curated record